Molecule: messenger RNA, 814 nt
Organism: Leptonychotes weddellii (Weddell seal)
Lineage: Eukaryota; Metazoa; Chordata; Mammalia; Carnivora; Phocidae
Source: RefSeq, a predicted model, not a curated record
AUGAUAUUACGUAGUGUGAGGGAAGAACACAAGGCCACCUGGCCCGUGUCAGAUGGUAGCGAGAAACGUGAGAACUUGCUUCUUUGGGUCUCUACUUUACAUGUCCCGCCCUUGCCCUCUUGUCUCCCCUCAGUCUGUGGGCCGGGCAUCGACAUCCGCAACGACUAUCAGCAGCUGAAGCGUCUGGAGAACUGCACGGUGAUCGAGGGCUACCUCCACAUCCUGCUCAUCUCCAAGGCAGAGGACUACCGCAGCUACCGCUUCCCCAAGCUCACGGUCAUCACCGAGUACCUGCUGCUGUUCCGCGUGGCCGGCCUCGAGAGCCUCGGGGACCUCUUCCCGAACCUCACGGUCAUCCGCGGCUGGAAGCUCUUCUACAACUACGCCCUGGUCAUCUUUGAGAUGACCAAUCUCAAGGAUAUUGGGCUUUACAAUCUGAGGAACAUUACUCGGGGGGCCAUCAGGAUUGAGAAGAAUGCUGACCUCUGUUACCUCUCCACGGUGGACUGGUCCCUGAUCCUGGAUGCCGUGUCCAAUAACUACAUCGUGGGCAACAAACCCCCAAAGGAAUGCGGGGACCUGUGUCCGGGGACAAUGGAGGAGAAGCCCUUGUGCGAGAAGACAACCAUCAACAAUGAGUACAACUAUCGUUGCUGGACUACAAACCGUUGCCAGAAAAAUGCCUGCUGAACUCCUGCCCUGUGCCAGGCACUCUUCUGGAGCUGAGAAUCCUUCAGAGAGCAAAAGCGGCAAGACUAGCAUGGUCCUGCUAUGUCUAAGGGACACUUUUGUCCUUCCAAUAGCAGAACCUUCU